UUCCCUUUUGAAGGACAGAUUUUAUACUCUAUUUCUGAUUUGUUAAUAAGAAACAAAAACCCAAUUCAGACAGACAGCAAUGAUUGGCGUUCCUUUAUUAUUAACUUUAUGAUUUAUCUACGCCAUUUCCUUAUCACAGCCUUUAAUCUAGCAAUAUCACAGUCUCCCAACCAUGGCAGCAGCGCCUCCGAUCAAAUUCGGCAUCCUGGGCUGCGCCGACAUAGCUCGGAAGGUGUCCCGCGCGAUAACCCUCUCCCCCAAUUCCACCCUCCAUGCCGUCGGCAGCCGCUCCCACGAAAAGGCGGCCAAAUUCGCCGCCGAGAACGGGUUCCCGGACUCCGCGAAGGUGUACGGAUCGUACGAGGCCGUGCUGGAUGAUCCGGAGGUGGACGCCGUGUACGUGCCGCUGCCGACGAGCCUUCACAUCAAGUGGGCCGUGCUCGCCGCCCAGAAGAAGAAGCACCUGCUCCUGGAGAAGCCCGUCGCGCUCAACGCCACCGAGUUCGAUCAGAUUCUCGCCGCCUGCGAAUCCAGUGGGGUGCAGUUCAUGGACGGCACCAUGUGGAUGCACCACCCUAGGACCGCCAAGAUGAAGGACUUCCUCUACGAUUCCUCGCAGUUCGGCCUCCUCAAAACAGUGCAUUGCUGCUUCACCUUUGCUGCCGAGAAAGAUUUCCUAGAGAAUGACAUCCGUGUGAAGCCAGAUCUCGAUGCUCUUGGUGCACUCGGUGAUGUAGGCUGGUACUGCACCAGGUCGAUCUUGUGGGCUGCCGAUUUUGAGCUGCCCAAAACAGCACUUGCAUUGCGUGGCACUGUCAAAAACAGUGCAGGAGUCAUUCUAGCUUGCAGCGUUUUUCUGCAAUGGGAAGAUGGAAAGACGGCCACCUUCCACUGCUCUUUCUUGGCCAAUUUGACAAUGGAUUUAACCAUCGUUGGAACUAAUGGCACUUUGAAGUUUCAAGACUUUGUAAUCCCGUUCGAGGAGCACAAGGCUUCAUUCUCCACAGCUGUGAAAUCUGGUUUCACCGAGCUUGUAACCGGAUGGGAUCCAAAGCCGAGUGAGCACACUGUUAUGACCGACCUUCCGCAGGAAGUUCUCAUGUUGAAGGAGUUCUCAAGACUGGUCGGAAGCAUCAAAUACGAUGGCGCAAAGCCCGAGAAGAAGUGGCCAACGCUUAGCAGGAAGACGCAGCUCGUUCUGGAUGCAGUGAAGGCAUCAAUCGACAGAGGUUAUGAAACUGUUGAAAUCACGAGCUAGCUGCAUUUCAUUGCUUGUGUCGUCUUUAAUUUGCCCUUGUAUUUGUCGAGUGAACACGUUCUGCUACUUAAUUAUGCCCUUUGAAUGGUCUUUGCAGUAAAAUAACAAGUUCAGUGUGUAA
Molecule: messenger RNA, 1379 nt
Organism: Salvia miltiorrhiza (redroot sage)
Lineage: Eukaryota; Viridiplantae; Streptophyta; Magnoliopsida; Lamiales; Lamiaceae
Exons: 2
Coding region: 173-1258 (361 amino acids)
Molecular function (GO): nucleotide binding
Source: RefSeq, a predicted model, not a curated record